Molecule: messenger RNA, 1878 nt
Organism: Rhipicephalus microplus (southern cattle tick)
Lineage: Eukaryota; Metazoa; Arthropoda; Arachnida; Ixodida; Ixodidae
Product: ATP synthase F(1) complex subunit alpha, mitochondrial
Biological process (GO): proton transmembrane transport; proton motive force-driven ATP synthesis
Molecular function (GO): ADP binding; ATP binding; proton-transporting ATP synthase activity, rotational mechanism
Source: RefSeq, a predicted model, not a curated record
GCGCACUGCUAUCGAGGCUUUUCCUCGGCCAGUCCUCACCGACAUUGCUCACACCUCAAGGCACCUUCGAGCUGUGAGAUGGCUUUCGUUUCUGCACGAUUUACCGGCGCAUUCGCCAAACAACUGGUCAGGGGCGUUGCCAAGUACCCGACGCGCUGCACCGGCGUGAGUUCGUACGUCGCUCGACACUUUUCCACCACGAAAUGUGUGUCAGCCGGUCCCGGUGCCGCAGAGGUGUCCUCCAUCUUGGAGGAACGCGUCCUGGGCCAGGCGACCACGGCCAACUUAGAGGAGACCGGACGCGUUCUGUCCAUCGGUGACGGUAUCGCCCGCGUCUACGGACUCAAGAACAUCCAGGCCGAGGAGAUGGUGGAGUUCUCCAGCGGCCUUAAGGGCAUGGCCUUGAACUUGGAGCCCGACAACGUCGGUAUCGUCGUGUUCGGUAACGACAAGCUCAUCAAGGAAGGUGACAUUGUCAAGCGGACAGGUGCCAUCGUCGACGUGCCGGUCGGACCCGAACUUCUGGGUCGCGUCGUGGACGCCCUGGGCAACCCAAUCGACGGCAAAGGACCCGUGGCCUGCAAGGGCAGGGCCCGCGUCGGAGUCAAGGCGCCCGGCAUCAUCCCCCGAAUCUCCGUCAAGGAGCCCAUGCUGACGGGCAUCAAGGCUGUAGACAGCCUGGUGCCCAUCGGUCGUGGUCAGCGUGAGCUCAUCAUUGGCGACCGUCAGACGGGCAAGACCGCCAUCGCCAUCGAUGCCAUUAUCAACCAGAAACGCUUCAACGAAGGCUCGGACGAGAAGAAGAAACUGUACUGUAUCUACGUCGCCAUCGGACAGAAGAGAAGUACCGUCGCGCAGAUCGUCAAGCGGCUCACGGGCGCCGACGCCAUGAAGUACACAAUCAUUGUCAGUGCAACGGCAUCGGACGCCGCCCCGCUGCAGUACCUGGCUCCUUACGCCGGGUGCGCCAUGGGCGAGUACUUCAGGGACAACGGGAUGCACGGCCUCAUCAUCUACGACGACUUGUCCAAGCAGGCUGUCGCCUACCGUCAGAUGUCUCUACUGCUAAGGCGACCUCCCGGUCGUGAGGCCUACCCAGGAGACGUGUUUUACCUCCACUCGCGUCUUCUGGAGCGUGCUGCCAAGAUGAACGACUCCUUCGGAGCUGGCUCCCUCACUGCUCUUCCAGUCAUCGAAACCCAGGCCGGCGACGUGUCCGCCUACAUCCCGACCAAUGUUAUCUCCAUCACAGAUGGCCAGAUCUUUCUGGAAACUGAACUCUUCUACAAAGGCAUCCGGCCCGCUAUCAACGUGGGCCUGUCCGUCAGUCGUGUAGGGUCGGCCGCCCAAACCAGGGCCAUGAAGCAGGUUGCCGGUUCUAUGAAGCUCGAGUUGGCGCAGUACCGAGAGGUGGCUGCAUUCGCACAGUUUGGCUCGGACCUCGACGCCGCCACGCAGCAACUGCUCAACCGGGGAGUCCGUCUGACGGAGCUCCUGAAGCAGGGCCAGUACAACCCGAUGGCCAUUGAGGAGCAGGUGGCGGUCAUCUACACGGGCGUGCGCGGCUACCUCGACAAGAUGGACCCCUCUAACAUCAACCGCUUUGAGCAAGAGUUCCUGCAGCACAUCAAAGCCACGCAGAAGGACCUCUUGGCCACCAUUGCCACAGAGGGCAAGAUCAGCGACGAGACUGAUGCAAAGCUAAAGAAGGUCGUCACGGACUUCAUGGCGACGUUUCAGCAGUGAAGAGGUAGUGAGGAACUGUGCCUAGCCAUUCCGGGGUGCCUCCCCUGCCAAUAGACCGAGGGUGGUUUCAGAGGGAACACAAAGUGCGACUUUGUCAGAGAGGUUUUGUUAAUAAAUAGUUUUACCAUACGA